AUGUCUUAUAAACUUAGUUCUACUUUGACAGGUCAUGAACAAGAUGUUAAAGCAAUUGCAACUAUUCCUAAUAACAAUGAGUUGGUUUCAGUACUGAGAGAUGGUACUACUAGAAUUUGGGAGAAUGUGAAUACUACGCAAAAUGAUCCGACUAUAAUUUUCAAUUCACCAACGAAAUCUUUUAUGAAUUCAGUUACUUAUUUAAAUGAAUUAGUAGCUAGUGGUGGACAAGAUGCCAUGAUUUAUUUAAGCGAUUUACAUGGAGAUGAUAAAUAUCAAUUAAUUGGACAUCAAGGAAAUGUAUGUUCCUUAUCGUAUUCUCAUGGUCAAUUGAUUUCAAGUUCUUGGGAUUGUACUGCAAUUGUAUGGAAUUUGGAAGAAUUUGUUCCAAAGAUUAUUUUAAGUGGUCAUGAAUCAUCAGUUUGGGAUUGUAAAGUUUUAGGAGCUGAUCAAUAUUUGACUUGUGGAGCUGAUAAAACUAUUAGAUUAUGGCAUGGCAAAUUUGAAGUGAAACAGUUUACUGGGCAUCUGGAUGUUAUUAGAAAAUUGUUGGUUUUACCAGAUGGGAAACAAUUCUUAUCUUGUUCAAAUGAUGGUACUGUCAAGUUAUGGGAUUUGCAAACAGGAAACAAUUUAAAGACUUUCUAUGGUCACGAAUCUUUUGUAUACGAUUUGGCUUUAUUACCAGGAGGGAGAUUUGCAUCUACUGGUGAAGAUAGAACCGUAAGAAUUUGGGACUUAUCAACAGGUGAUGUGUUACAAGUGGUUACAUUACCAUGUAUUUCAGUCUGGUGUAUUGCAGUAUUAGGAAAUGGAGAUUUUGCCGUUGGUGGAUCUGACAAUUUGAUUAGAGUUUUCACUACAAGUCCUGAAAGAGUAGCUAGUGAAGAUGAAUUAGUUCAUUUCAAAGAAGCAGUUCAGUCAUCAUCCAUUGCUGAACAAUCGUUGGACAAUCUCAAGAAAACAGACAUUCCUGGGUAUGAAGCACUUCAAAAUCCAGGCAAACAAGAAGGGUCUACUAUAAUGGUUAAAAAUUCUACAGGGACCAUAGAAGCGCACCAAUGGUCUGGUGGAGAGUGGCACAAGAUUGGUGAUGUUGUUGGAUCAUCAAGUAGUGGGAAAAAGAAAGAAUAUUUGGGUAAAGAAUAUGAUUAUGUGUUUGAUGUUGAUAUUAAAGAUGGUGAACCUCCAUUGAAGUUGCCAUACAAUAUCAAUGACAAUCCAUAUAUGGUGGCUGAGAAGUUUUUGGCUGAUAAUGAUUUGCCGCCAACCUAUACUGAAGAAGUGGUAAGGUUCUUAGAAAAAAACACUGAAGGUGUAAGUUUACAAGAAAGCACAUCUACAUCUGCCAAUGAAAGGGUGAUUGAUCCAUACUCCGAUGCCUAUGCCAGACAGCACAACGUUGAUGCUUCCUUAAAAGUUAUUCCAGCAAAGGACUACAUCUCCUUUAAGGAUUACAAGAAGGAACAAUUAGUCAAUGGGUUAAAUAAAUUAAACCAAUCACAAGAAGAUAAUGUUAAAUUAUCACCAGAAGAAUUGUCAAUCGUUGAAGCUUCAUUAGGUUCAUUGACAUCGAAGCAAGCAUUGGAAAUCAUUACGAAUUAUUCCAGUCGUAUUAUCAAGAAUUGGAACAAUUCAUCCAAGUUGAUUGGGUUUGAUUUGUUAAGAAUAAGUAUUCCAAGAGUUACCACCGUGGAUUUACUCUCGUCUACAGAUGCAGCAGAGACCAUUUUAGAUGUAUUAAAUUUAGGAUUAGAUGAAGCUAGUGGAGAAAGCACUGCGUUGUUAAUGAUGAUCUUAAAAGUAUUGAAUAAUUUAGUUGGCAACACAUUAUUUGUCCAAUUGUACAUUGAUCCAAGUGGGCCAGAUGGUAAAUUAUACGAAUACAAUACCUUUUUUAAGAAAUUGUUGAAAAAAUUGGAAACCACAGCAAGUAAGUUCACCACAGAAGCCAAAUUAUACACUACUGCUUUUACUACAUUGUCCACUUUGAUUUAUAAUUUAUCUGCUUAUCACUUGAAAACUUCCGGAUUAAAGAAUAAUGCAGGAUCAGCUGAUCCAGUAAUUAAAUGCAUGGAUACAUUGGGUGACCAAAUAGUUGAAUCAUCUAGUGAAGCUGCAUAUAGAUUAGCCAUUGCAUAUGGUAACUUCAAAUACGCUAAAGUUUAUAAUAAGGAAACUCCUCAAUGGUUAGCUGAAGCAGGAAAUCUUUAUGCGAUCAAUGGAGAACAGAGAUUUAUUGAUAUCGCCACGGAUUUAAAAAGUUUAUAA
Messenger RNA from Candida tropicalis MYA-3404, 2271 nucleotides. It is a transcript of the gene DOA1, whose product is annotated as Doa1p. Gene Ontology annotation, cellular component: cytoplasm; nucleus. Gene Ontology annotation, biological process: ubiquitin recycling; proteasome-mediated ubiquitin-dependent protein catabolic process. The transcript has a single exon. NCBI's taxonomy places the organism in Eukaryota, Fungi, Ascomycota, Pichiomycetes, Serinales, Debaryomycetaceae. Gene Ontology annotation, molecular function: ubiquitin binding. The coding region runs from base 1 to 2271 and encodes 756 amino acids. The record is from RefSeq and is a predicted model, not a curated record.